UAGCUUGAGAGAACCUCCAUUUGUCCGACAUUAAUCCAAAAAAGCCUGUGUCUUUAACAUCGUGAGGCUCUCAUUUCGUUGCAAAUCUCCAAAGCACUCGCUCACAAUUGCAAUUCUCUCUCUCUCCACUUCUUUCCUACACCAUAUCUUCUAUAUAUCUCAACUCAGACUUAAACAUAGUCCGAUAUUUUCUUCAUUGUGUAACAUGGUGGAAAGAAAAACACUAUAAUAUAUAUACAUAUAGUUCCAGUAGUUACCCUGUUUCAUUCAAUUCUGCUUUUCCCACUCAAGAAAUACAAAACAUAUUUUCAAAUAUUUGUAAUACAUAUAGGGAGAGGGGAGAGAGAUUGGGUUUUCUGGUUCUUGUGUUUGGUAGAGAGAGAGAGAUUUGAUUAAUAGAUUAAAGUGGGCGUGUUUGGCUGGCCAUAGUCAUAGAAAGAUUCCUUUCUAUCUGAUCUAAAUUUUCCUUCCUGUUUUGGUCAACGUUCAGAAGAAUACAAAAGGUUGAGAAACUUCACAAAGUAAAAUUGGGCUUUGCUUUCAAUUAUUUGUUGAGUCUGUUACAAGGGAAUUGGUAAUUGAUGACCUUCCAGUGUUUCUGAUUGGCUCACUUAUCGCCAAAUUGCAAUCUUUUGUUGAGAAAAAAGCCAUCCCUGUUCCACCAAAAGUUUUCAAAGUUUUGGAGUUUCAAAAGAAACCAUUUCUUUCGGAGAGAGAGAUGGGUUCCUACGGGAUGCUGGCGAGGAGGGCUUUAGAGACUGAUACACCCGUUAUGGUUCAGAUACAGGAACUGAUCCGAGGUGUUAAAGAUGCUAUGUCUCUAGCUCAGGGGGUAGUGUAUUGGCAACCACCCAAGUUGGCACUGGAAAAGGUGAAAGAACUUGUAUGGGAGCCUUCAAUUAGUCGCUAUGGUGCUGAUGAAGGUCUACCUGAGCUCAGGGAGGCAUUGGUAAAAAAGCUGCAUCAAGAAAACAAGUUAUGCAAAUCUUCAGUGAUGGUUACUGCAGGUGCAAAUCAGGCAUUUGUGAAUUUAGUUCUUACAUUGUGUGAUGCUGGGGAUUCUGUAGUUAUGUUUGCACCGUACUACUUCAAUGCUUACAUGUCAUUCCAGAUGACUGGUGUUACUAACAUUCUGGUGGGUCCUGGUAAUCCAAAGACACUUCAUCCAGAUGCAGACUGGUUAGAAAAAACUUUACGGGAGACGAAACCAACGCCAAAGCUUGUUACUGUUGUCAAUCCAGGCAACCCAUCUGGAACCUACAUCCCGGAGCCUCUUCUCAUGAGGAUUUCAGAUCUCUGCAGAGAUGCUGGAUGUUGGCUUGUUGUAGAUAAUACAUAUGAGUACUUUAUGUAUGAUGGUCUGAAACACUCCUGUAUAGAGGGCAAUCACAUAGUCAACAUUUUUUCCUUUUCUAAAGCUUAUGGAAUGAUGGGAUGGCGAGUUGGAUAUAUUGCAUACCCUACAGAAGUGGAGGGUUUUGGAGCUCAACUCCUUAAAGUUCAGGACAACAUACCGAUAUGUGCUUCUAUAAUCUCUCAACGGCUGGCCCUUUAUGCCUUAGAAGUGGGCCCUGAAUGGGUCACCGAACAAGUGAAAGACCUUGUCAAGAAUAGAGCACUAGUCCUAGAGGCAUUAUCUCCCCUGGGAGAGGAUGCUAUAAAAGGAGGAGAAGGUGCAAUUUAUCUGUGGGCAAAACUUCCAAACAAAUAUCUAAAUGACUUUGAAGUAGUUCGGUGGCUUGCUCGAAAACAUAGGGUGGUUGUGAUCCCAGGAAGUGCAUGUGGUUGUCCAGGGCAUGUUAGGAUCUCAUUUGGAGGGUUAAUAGAGGAUGUCUGUGGAGUUGCUGCAGGGAGGCUGAGAAGAGGGUUAGAGGAACUGGUGAGAGAUGGAAUGAUCGAGUGAUUGUCCUUUAACAAUCAAUUCAAUAUUGAAAUUUAGUCCAGAUCAGUUAGUUGCUGCAAAUCCACGAACUGUUGUAUUCUCAUCCUUAAUAAUUGGGGGAUUUCUGUUGCCAAAUUCAUCCAAGUACCCAUGCAUGUAUUCCCAUACUCAUUGAUCAUGACUACACACAAAAAAUUGUAAUGAUCCAUGUAUAUACAUUUGACUACAUAUGAAAUUCCGCCAUUGUAGGCCAAAAUGUGUGUAUGCUCAAUUCCAAUAAGUGAAAAAUUCUCCUGACAUUGAACCA
This is a messenger RNA of Cornus florida, 2189 nucleotides long. Its product is annotated as aromatic aminotransferase ISS1-like. The transcript is spliced from 10 exons. Bases 719 to 1903 code for a protein of 394 amino acids. Gene Ontology annotation, molecular function: catalytic activity; pyridoxal phosphate binding. The record is from RefSeq and is a predicted model, not a curated record. NCBI's taxonomy places the organism in Eukaryota, Viridiplantae, Streptophyta, Magnoliopsida, Cornales, Cornaceae. Gene Ontology annotation, biological process: biosynthetic process.